Messenger RNA from Pundamilia nyererei, 4021 nucleotides. RefSeq names its product NACHT, LRR and PYD domains-containing protein 3-like. Gene Ontology annotation, molecular function: protein binding. NCBI's taxonomy places the organism in Eukaryota, Metazoa, Chordata, Actinopteri, Cichliformes, Cichlidae. The coding region runs from base 1 to 3918 and encodes 1305 amino acids. The transcript has 13 exons. The record is from RefSeq and is a predicted model, not a curated record.
AUGGCAGUGAACCAAGUAUUGAGCCUGUGGAACCCCGCAAUACUGUAUCAGGACAUCUCAGAGGUUCAUAGUGCUUCAUGUGUGGAGGACCAUCAAACAGACAUAGACUCAAUAUUUAAGUUGCUUGAGGAGAGUAUUUUCACUUUUGUGAAAGACGAGUUGAAGCGAAUGCAAAGGCUUUUAAAAUCAAAGUGUUCAGAUGGAGAAAUGGACACCGAUAUGAAUGAGGGCAUGAGGAGCAGCAGAGAGGCAUUUCAAAACAUCGCACUGCACUUCCUGAGAAGAAUAAACCACGAGAACCUGGCUGAUUCUCUGCAGAGCAAAUCCCCUGCAGUAUGUCAGCGUAAACUUAAAUUUAGUUUAAAAAGGAAAUUCCAGUGCUUGUUUGAGGGGACAGCUAAAACACGAAACCCAACUUUUUUGAAUGACAUCUACACAGAGCUCUACAUAACAGAAGAAGGGACUGGAGAGGUCAGCAAUGAACACGAGGUCAGACAGAUUGAAACCGCUGUGAGGAAACCGGCCAGACCAGAAAGAACGAUCACAUGUGAGGACAUCUUUAAAGCCUCAUCAGGUAAAGAUCAGGCAUGUAGAACAGUGCUGACAAAGGGAGUGGCUGGCAUUGGGAAAACAGUCUUGACACAGAAGUUCACUCUGGACUGGGCUGAGGACAAAGCUAACCAGGACAUCCAGUUCACAUUUCCAUUCACCUUCAGAGAGCUGAACCUGCUGAAGGGUACAAAUUUCAGUUUGGUGAAACUUUUUUAUCAUUUCUUUACUGAAGCCAAAGAAGCAGGACUCUGCAGCUUUGAGGAAUUACAGGUUGUGUUGAUCUUUGAUGGCCUGGAUGAGUGUCGACUUCCUCUGGACUUCCAAAACAAUAAGAUCCUGACUGAUGCUCGACAGCCCACUUCAGUGGAUGUUCUGCUGACAAACCUCAUCUGUGGGAACCUGCUUCCUUCUGCUCGGCUAUGGAUAACCACACGACCUGCAGCAGCCAAUCAGAUUCCACCUGGAUAUAUUGACAUGGUGACAGAGGUCAGAGGGUUCACUGACCUACAGAAGGAGGAGUACUUCAGAAAGAGAUUUGGAGAAGAGGAGCAAGCCAGCAGGAUCAUCUCUCACAUAAAGACUUCGCGAAGCCUGUACAUCAUGUGCCACAUCCCUGUAUUCUGCUGGAUCACUGCUACAGUUUUGGAGGAUGUGCUGAAAACCAGAGCAGGAGGAGAGCUGCCUAAGACCUUGACUGAGAUGUACAUCUACUUCCUAGUGGUUCAAGCAAAACUGUGGAGCAUCAAGUAUUGCAUUGGAGCUGAGGUGGAUCCGCACUGGAAUCCAGGGAGCAGGGAAAUGGUUUUGUCAUUGGGAAAACUAGCAUAUGAGCAGCUGCAGAAAGGUCACCUGAUCUUCUAUGAAUCAGACCUGACAGAAUCUGGCAUUGAUCUCAGAGUGGCCUCGGUGUACUCAGGAUUGUUCACACAGAUCUUUAAAGAGGAGAGGGGGCUGCACCAGGAGAAAGUGUUUUGCUUUGUCCAUCUGAGCGUUCAGGAGUUUCUAGCUGCUCUUUAUGUCUUUCUGACUUUGACAAACUUUGGCGUGAAUCUGUUUCAGUCUGAAACUUGGUGGUCAAAUUUAUUCAGGGACAAAUCUAAGCUAUCAUACCUUUUCCAAAGUGCUGUGGACAUGGCUGUACAGAGUCCCAAUGGACACCUGGACUUGUUUCUCCGCUUCCUUCUGGGUCUUUCCCUGCCAACAAAUCUCACACUUCUUGGUGGGUUGGUGACACAGAAAGGAAAUAUCUCUCUUGGGAAGCAGGAAACAAUUGAGUAUAUAAAGAGUGUGAUCAGGAGGAGUUUGUCACCAGAGAGAAGCAUUAACCUGUUCCACUGUCUGAAUGAGCUGAAUGACCAUUCUCUGGUUGAGGAGAUCCAACAGUAUCUGAAUUCAGGAACCCUUUCCCCAGAUGAACUGUCUCCUGCUCAGUGGUCAGCUCUGGUCUUCAUCUUACUGUCAUCAGAAGAAGACCUGGACAUGUUCGACCUGAAGAAAUACUCUGCUUCUGAUGAAGGUCUUCUGAGGCUGCUGCCUGUGGUCAAAGCCUCCAACAAAUCUCUGUUGAGUGGCUGUAAUCUGACAGAGAGAUGCUGUGAAGGUUUGGCCUCAGUUUUUAGCGCUCAGUCUUCCACUCUAAGAGAUGUUGAUUUGACAAACAACAACCUGCAGGACUCAGGACUGAAGUUGGUGUCUUCUGGACUGAAAAAUCCACAGUGUAGCCUAGAAAAGCUAAGGUUGAACCAAAACAAUCUCACGGAGAAAUGCUGUCAAGAGCUGUCAUUAGUUCUACAGACUUCUCAUUUGAGAGAAUUGGACUUGAGUUACAACAAUCUGCAGAACUCUGGACUGAAACAGCUCUCUGCUGGGCUAAAAGGUCCAAACUGUAGACUGGAAACACUCAGGCUGAUUGGUUGUAAUCUGUCAGAGAAAAGUCAUGAUACGCUGUUUUUCAUUCUCACCUCCUCUAAUCUGAGAGAGCUGGACCUGAGCAACAACAGCCUGAAGGAUUCAGGAGUGAUGCUCUUCUCUGAACAGGGAAAUCAGCACUGCAGACUGGAAACUCUCCGAUUGAGUCGAACUGGUCUCACAGAGCAAUGCUGUCAAGGGUUAUCAUCAGCUUUAUGCACAAAGGUGUCUAGUCUGAGAGUGCUGGACUUGAGUGACAAUGACCUGCAGAGCUCAGGAGUAAAACUGCUCUGUGAGGGACUUGGAAGUCCACACUGUCAACUCCAAACUCUAAGGUUAACUCAAACCAACCUCACAGAGAAAUGCUGCAAUGACAUCUCAACAAUUCUUAGCUCCCGGUCUUCAAGUCUGAGAGAUCUGGACCUCAGUAACAAUGAUCUGCAGGAUUCCGGAGUGACAUUUUUGUCUGCAGGACUGCAUAGUCCGUACUGCAUGCUGAAAACUCUCAGGUCAGAUUUCAACUUGUUGAAUCACACAAAUCUCACAGAGAAAUGUGGUCAAUAUAUCUCACUGGUCCUCAGCUCUGACUCUUGCAGUCUGAGACACCUGGAUUUGAGUAACAAUGACCUACGAGAUUCAGGAGUAAAACUGCUUUCUACUGGACUGAGGAGCCCACACUGUAGACUACAAACGUUUGGAUUGUCAGGCUGUUUGAUCACGGCAGAUGGCUGUACGUCUUUGGCGUCAGCUCUGAGGUCCAACCCCUCCUAUCUGAAAGAACUCGACCUCAGUUAUAACCAUCCAGAUGAGUUGGGAGUAAAGCUACGAUCUGUGGGACUGAAGGAUCCAAACUGGAGACUGGACUCCCUCAGCGAGGACCACAGUGGUCUUCAGAGGCUGAAAUCUGGUCUGAGGAAGUAUGCAUGUGAACUAACACUGGACCCAAACACAGCCCACAAAAAUGUUGUCCUGUUUGAGAACAACAGAAAAGUAAGACUGUCACCAGAGAAGCAGCCAUAUCCUGAACACCCGGACAGAUUCGACUGGUGCUACCAGCUGCUCUGUACAACGGGUCUGACAGGCCGCUGUUACUGGGAGGUGGAGUGGAAAGGAGGUGUUGAUAUUGGAGCAACUUACAAAAGCGUCAGAAGGAGGGGAGCUCUAGAUGGCAGCAGGCUUGGAUGGAAUGAGAAAUCAUGGAAUUUAGAGUUCAAUGAUAAAAACAUCUACGCCUGGCACAAUAAUAUAAAAACAGUUCUCCUUGCUCCUCUGUCCUCUGCCUCUGAAAGAGUGGGAGUAUAUUUAGACUGGACUGAAGGCACUCUGGCUUUCUACGCAGUCUUGCCUGAUUCACAGAUUCACCUGUACACCUUUUUCUGUGGUGCCUUCACUGAACCACUUUACCCUGGGUUUGGGUUCUUAUCAAUAGACUCUUCUGUGUCACUGUUAGAAAUAUAAUCUAUCCAAAAAAGGCUAAUUUUUCCUGGUGAAAUAGCCAUAGGUCUCGGUAAUGCAGCAAAAAAGAAAAAAAGAAAAAUAUUUAAUAGAUGUUAAAAAGAAG